Pecten maximus is the source of this 535-nucleotide messenger RNA. RefSeq lists its product as uncharacterized. The record is from RefSeq and is a predicted model, not a curated record. Lineage: Eukaryota; Metazoa; Mollusca; Bivalvia; Pectinida; Pectinidae. The annotation marks the transcript as partial. The transcript has 5 exons.
AUGGCUGCCGUGGCCAACAGUACCACACUACUUGCUACUGAGUAUGCAUGCUACAAUACCAUGCAUGCUUCUGUUGACCAAGGUAGCCAGCAGAUGUCAUUUAAAAUACCACAAGACAUUGAUUUAAAGACAGGAGAAUUUGGAAAAGCAAAGGAAAUGGCAAUUUCGACGCAUAAGCGAAUAUAUGAGACACAGGAAGAAUCUGAAGCAGCAUUCAUAUACUGUAACGUGAAUCCUGUACCAAACAGUAUUGAAUGGAAAAGAGACAAAAUGCCACCACCAAUGACAAGAGUUGUCGUUGACAAUCGUAAAUACUUUUAUAGUGUGGAAGCGCCAACACUUGUGAUAAGAAACCCAAACAAACCAAUGGAUGAAGGUCACUACCAAUGCACGGCAGAAGCCAAUGGAAAAUCAGUUGAUGGAGAUAUUGUAGAACUUCAAGUGUUUCCUGUCGAAACAGGAGUGAGCAGAGCAAACACCAACAUACCAAGCCAUUCGUCCGUGACAGAGCGUAAACUGACCCAGCAAACACAAG